UCGGUACGACCACAACUCCCGUAGUGCCCUGCACAGAAGCUGGACUACAUCUCCCGUCAUGCGCCGCGCACAUUCUUAGCUGGGCUGGCAGCACCGCUACGAUGAUGGUGGCUGCGGCUGCUGAGCGAAACAAGGAGCCCAUCCUGUGCGUGCUCCGCCAGUAUAUGGAUCCUGCCCGGCGCGGCGUUCGCGUGCUCGAGGUGGCCUCGGGCUCCGGCCAGCAUGCCGCGCACUUUGCGCAUGCUUUCCCUCACGCCGAGUGGCAGCCUUCAGACGUGGACCAGCGCUGCCUGGACAGCAUUGCCGCCACCACCCAAGGGUUGUCCAAUGUGAAGGCCCCGCUGUACUUGGACGUCACCUGGGAGUGGAAGCAAUGGGGCGGGAUACCGCCGCAAUCGCUGGACCUGUUGCUCUGCAUCAAUAUGAUCCACAUCAGCCCCCUGAACUGUACUGAGGGACUCUUCAAAGCAGCAGGACAGCUGCUUAAGACCAAAGCUGUGCUGAUCACCUAUGGGCCCUUUGCAGUCAAUGGGAAGAUCUCUCCCCAGAGCAACGUGGACUUUGACUUGACCCUCAGAUUCAGGAACCCAGAGUGGGGUCUUCGUGACACAGCUCUCCUGGAGAAACUAGGCCAGGCCAGUGGCUUGGUCCUGGAGAGGAUGGUGGACAUGCCAGCCAACAACAAGUGCCUGAUUUUCCGGAAAGAAUAGACUAUUCCCUGCCUCC
Messenger RNA from Phodopus roborovskii (desert hamster), 726 nucleotides. It is a transcript of the gene Mettl26, whose product is annotated as methyltransferase like 26. The transcript is spliced from 6 exons. NCBI's taxonomy places the organism in Eukaryota, Metazoa, Chordata, Mammalia, Rodentia, Cricetidae. The record is from RefSeq and is a predicted model, not a curated record. Bases 102 to 710 code for a protein of 202 amino acids.